Psylliodes chrysocephalus is the source of this 1892-nucleotide messenger RNA. The record is from the annotation of a GenBank genome assembly. Lineage: Eukaryota; Metazoa; Arthropoda; Insecta; Coleoptera; Chrysomelidae.
ACGUUUUGUGGUUCUGUGUCAUCUGACUUGACGUAUGAUUAAAUACGUCAAAUUCAAUAUAUUGCUGUCAUCAGCUGCUGAGCCCGAGCCGUACACAAGAAAUCAAAAACUUAAUCAAAUUAAGUGUAAGAAGAUCAAAUGGUGCAGUAUUAAACUGUUUUGUGUUCAAAAUGUUACUUACUACCCAACCAGAGAAUACAAUGAAGAUUAUCAAUUUAGUCAGUUACUUAGCAUGAUCAUACCUAUUUCAAAAUGAAUCAAGAAGUGAACCGUCUCCUAACAUUUAACGAAUGGCCUACUGGCGCAGAAGUAAGUCCUCGAAGGAUAGCAAAGGCAGGAUUUUUUUCCACAAAACAAGGAAUGGAAGUGGAAUGUUUUUCGUGUCAUGUAAAAAUAUCAGAAUGGAAUUACGGUGACCAAGUGAUGAAUAGACAUAUAGCUUUAAACCCCUCAUGUCCCUUCAUAGUAAACCCCUCUACCUCAGGAAAUGUUCCUAUUAUAUCACCUACACAUGUACCUUCCACUUCAAUAAACAUGUAUAGGGAAUCGUUUGCUCUAAGAUUGGCUUCAUUUGAGAAUUGGCCUGCUUCUGAUAUUGUUACACCUGAAAGUUUGGUUACUGCUGGCUUUUACUACCUUAAGGAUGGUGAUAACACUCAGUGUGCCUUUUGCAAAGGCAUAGUUAGAGCCUGGGAACCAGGCGAUGACCCAGACAGAGAGCACCAGAGACAUUUUCCCAGCUGCCCUUUUGUGAUUGCAGUCAUCAAUCCAAGAGUUCAAGCAAGAGAUAGUAAUGGCAGUAGUAGCAAUUCAAAUUUGAGUUCUCCCAUGGAAAAAGAUUAUUUUCCAAAUAUAAAUGUUGUUGGAAAUGACCAUAACUUAGGUGAAUUGGGAGUGCAAGCUCAUAAAGGACCGAAGAAGACCAAUUUUGCUACUGUUGAAGCAAGGUUAAGAUCGUACGUCGGUUGGUCUUCUGAUUUAAUCCAAACGCCAGAAGUACUUGCUCAAUCUGGCUUCUACUACGAAGGCAUGGGAGACCAGGUUAGAUGUUUUCAUUGCGAUGGGGGACUCAGACACUGGGACCCGCACGAUGACCCGUGGACGGAACAUGCUCGAUGGUUUCCUAACUGUUCGUUCGUUAAAUUGGUCAAGGGACAAGAUUUCGUAACGGCUUCUACGUUGGGACAACCGACAGAUAGUAGUGUGAGACCAUCGACGCAAAAAAGUCAAACGACAACGCGGCGACGCAGAGAAGUCACCGAAAGGGAACUCCAAAGUUAUUUAUCUAGUCCGCAGGCAUUGGCGGCGUUAAGCAUCGGUCUCAACGUCGAACGGGUAAAACGUGCAAUAAGAGAAAAAUUAGAACAGACAGGGAGGGCUUACUCUCAACCGGACGCUUUGGUCGAAGCAGCUUUAAAUCUUCAGCACGAAGAAGAAGAUCCUUCUUCGCACGACAGCGAUACACCGUUAGAUAGUACUUUUAGGAAUAUUGUUUGUACAGCUCUAGAAGAAGUAAAUAAUCCACGCGCGGAAACUCAGGUACAACCUGACCACCUCAGCCAGAAUUCCCAAACCACGACCAGGUUAGACGUACUAAUUUCUCCAGUUAAAUGCUUAAAAAGAUUCAACUCCGACUCGAAUCACGCCCCUCCCGUCGAAAAAACGGUAUCUUUGGAGGAGGAAAACAGAAUACUCAAAGAGGCGCGACUCUGUAAGAUCUGCAUGGACGGCGAAGUGGGGAUAGUUUUUCUGCCUUGCGGGCACCUCGCCACGUGUGUUAAUUGCGCUCCAAAUUUAGAAGAUUGUCCCGUUUGUAGGUCUACGAUUAAAGCUACUGUAAGAACUUUCUUGUCGUAAUUUAUUUGAUGGAAUUAAAAGAAUUGUUUAAAAGA